AUGUGUCAGACAAAUUCAGAUCAUUUCACUGAAGCACAUCUCAAUUGCAGGACCUGCUACUAGUCUGCUGACAAAAGAAGCAUUGCCAUGAGCUGGGAUAUGAAUAACUCGACUGAUUACUGGAUUGAGGAUGAGGAGAAUCAUCUCAACUCUGGUAUAGAUUACAAUACAUAUGAGCUCCUCUGUGAAAAAAGUGAUGUGAGAAAUUUCACUAAAUUAUUCCUCCCUGUAUUCUAUGCAUUGGCUUUCACUGUUGGAGUGGCUGGAAAUUCAUUAGUGGUUGCAAUUUAUGCCUAUUGCAAGAAACCGAAGACUAAGACAGAUGUGUACAUCAUGCAUCUAGCCAUUGCUGAUUUGCUUUUGCUCUUUACACUCCCUUUUUGGGCUGCAAAUGCAGUGCAGGGAUGGGAACUUGGAAACUCCAUGUGCAAGCUCACUUCUUCUCUCUACACCAUGAAUUUCAGCUCUAGCAUGCUGCUCCUGGCCUGUAUCAGUGUGGAUAGAUACAGGGCCACUUCCAAAUCCCAGGGUCAGAGAAGAAUUGGUAAACGCUGCAGUGGUACCUGCAUCUGUGUCUGGCUAUUUGCCAUUUUCUUCAGUAUCCCUGAACUGAUAUUUAAUGAAGUCAAGAAACACAACGACAGGAAUGAGUGCCUUCCUGUAUUCCCAAUGAACAUGGAAACAGUCUUAAAAGCAACCAUUCAAAUCCUGGAAAUCAUCCUGGAAUUUCUGCUUCCCUUCCUAGUAAUGCUGAUCUGCUAUUCUGCUACUGCUCGAGCAAUCUUUAGAUCUGCAAACACUAAAAAAUCUAGACCUUUCAUGGUUCUGCUGGCAGUAGUGGCUACUUUCAUUAUUACCCAGCUACCUUACAACAUCGUUAAGUUCUGGCGAGCCAUAGAUAUCAUCUACAUGUUGAUUACCGACUGCGAUACAAGUAAAACCAUCGAUGUCGCGCUCCAGGUCACCAAGAGCAUAGCUUUGUUUCAUACCUGCCUGAACCCUCUUCUCUACGUAUUUCUGGGUGCCUCUUUUAAAAUGCAUAUUAUGAAAAUCGCAAAAAAUUAUGGACACUGGAGAAGACAACAACAGAAUGGAAGACCUGAAGAAAUUUCUAUGAAUUAUGAAGAUCAUACUGAAGAAACAAUUAGUUUCACUAUAUAGACUCUCCAUUACUUUUAUUAUCUUCUAUAACCAGGGGAACUAUUUACUAAUUCUGGGGGCAUCAUUUCAACAGCUGUUUCUCUGCAAGUGAACUUUCAGAUUAAUUUCUGAACCUGCAGACUAGCGAAGUGGACCAUGCUGAUCACAAUUAAGCAUCAAGCAAGAAUACUGGAAUGCCUAGAAACAACUAGAGAUAUCUACUACAAAAGGAAAAGAAAAGAAAAAAGAAAACACAAUAAAACUCAAACACCUAAAAACCUGCAAGAUUUAAAAGUGUCACAGUACAAGGCAAUUACAUAGCUGUGUAAUGAGCAACCUGUACAUGUCUAAACAUCUAAUUAAAACAGAAAAGAAAAACCAUCAGCAAUAAUACAGCAGUAACUUUUGUACCAAAAGUUAAUAAUCUUGUGUUCCUCCAGCUAUUUUGUACAAUUUUAGAACAUUUGUCUGAGUUCCAGUUUUUUCCCCUCAGCUAUCAUUCAACAGAUACCGUUGCAGCUUGAGAUGAGAUACCAGUUCCUGGCUGAGAAUUGCUGGGGGGCACGGGCGGGGGGAGAUUCGCUGUGUGUUUCCACUUAAUGUAUAGCAGCAACAACAUCCUCUACAAAAAACUGCAACUCUUUCUCUGUAACUACCAAAAAUGACCUUUCAUCUUUCCUUUCCUGCUCACCCUAAACUAUUUUACAUGUCAAAUAUAAGAAGUGCCAAGGUAGUGCAGCCAAAGCAUUAGCAGAAAUGUAAGGAAAAGUUAAGUUAAUCUUCAUAUACAAAGCCUGGAAUUUCUAGUCAGAAUUUGUAAGACGAAUCAAACACUGCAAUAACUGUAUCUGCUAAAAUAUAUGGAGACAAUAAAAGCCAAGAAGUGCA
Molecule: messenger RNA, 2028 nt
Organism: Calidris pugnax (ruff)
Lineage: Eukaryota; Metazoa; Chordata; Aves; Charadriiformes; Scolopacidae
Gene: ACKR4
Product: atypical chemokine receptor 4
Exons: 2
Biological process (GO): immune response; G protein-coupled receptor signaling pathway; chemotaxis
Cellular component (GO): membrane
Molecular function (GO): chemokine receptor activity; chemokine binding; scavenger receptor activity
Source: RefSeq, a predicted model, not a curated record